Messenger RNA from Anneissia japonica, 1410 nucleotides. RefSeq lists its product as uncharacterized. Lineage: Eukaryota; Metazoa; Echinodermata; Crinoidea; Comatulida; Comatulidae. Bases 8 to 445 code for a protein of 145 amino acids. The record is from RefSeq and is a predicted model, not a curated record. The transcript is spliced from 2 exons.
UUUGAUUAUGCAUUGUGACGCAGAUAAUGUCAAAGUGUUAUUGAGCGUUUAUAUUUAUUUUUUGUAUGUAGUGGUCCUACCAGUUACUGACAAUGAUUCUAACGCCGUUACUAAAGCACUGAUCGUGGGAGGCGGUGUAAACAUGUUCGGUAUAAUACUUUUCAUAAGCCUGUGGAAAGUAUGCCCAGAUCAUAGAGGUAGACGUCCAUACAUAUAUCGUCGCAAACGCUUAGACAAAGAAGAAGUCAAUAUUUUAGACUUAGAUGUAAUCUUUCCGAAACAUUCACAAAGUCGACCGACACUGACUGACUACCCAGUUUACGAAAUAGACAGAAGUGAAAGGAAAGAACUUGGUCAUGGGUACUAUGGCGAGGUAUACAAAUGCAGAACACCUGUCAACGGAAUACCAACGGACGCCGUUAUUAUAUUGCCAAAACGCAUUUGAAGAAUAUUAGUCAAUAUCUCAAAAAAAAUUGUUGAUAACCUAACAUUGUUUACUAAAAAAAAUCAUGAGGGUGGGGGGAAACUCCAACAAAAAAUCUGCAAAUUCCUGAAGAUGAACUAAUAAUGUUCGAAAUAUUGAAUCACAAUGGCUUGUAUCACUUUUACAAAGUUUGUUUCUUACUUUCUUAUUUUUUUACUAAUAAUGCAAGAAUCAUAAUAAGCUACUAACAAUAUUAGUAAUAAUAAUAAUCUAUAUUAAUAAUGAAUAAUGUUGAAUGAUAAUGUUAUGUCGUGUACGUCCAUUACAACAAACGGAUUGUAAUGGCGUGCAAGAUAAUGAUAGAAACGAUGAGAAGAGUUGAGGGAUACACUAGAUUGGACGACAGGACAAAGGAACGAAACUGGCGGUGCUAAUUCUAGAUUUAUAUAAUUAUUAUUAUAUAUUUAUAUUUCAUAUGCUUAAUUUACAUUAUACACGUUAAGGUCAACAAAAAGACAGGACGAAGGAACGAAACUGGCGGUGCUAAUUCUAGAUUUGUAUAAUUAUUAUUAUAUAUUUAUAUUUCAUAUGCUUAAUUUACAUUAUACACGUUAAGGUCAACAAAAAGCUUUUGUUCAUAGGAAAUCCCCAAACAUAUUUAUUAAUAAUACCAUAAAACAACCAGAUUGACAAAACUGAAAACUAUUGGUUGUAAAAUUUGUGAGGUGGUUAUUUCGAAAAUAGCUCGAAGCUGGCAAUAAGUUCCAAAGAGUCACCUGAAAGUGCGAAAAAAUAAGAAUGAUAUGUCACUGUUAAUCAGAGGGGGCGCCAGGAUUUGCCCGACGGGGUGGGAGGUGGGUUCUGAGGUCCCCAAGGGGGUAUUGGCGAUGUCCCUGAUGAAAAAAAGUGGCGUGGUCAGGCGUCGCUCAAAACCUCUCGAAAGCGUCCUCGGGGGUGAAGCCCCAAAAUAUGACAAUUAAAGGCUU